This is a messenger RNA of Cylicocyclus nassatus, 315 nucleotides long. NCBI's taxonomy places the organism in Eukaryota, Metazoa, Nematoda, Chromadorea, Rhabditida, Strongylidae. The record is from the annotation of a GenBank genome assembly.
AUGAGCAAAUAUGAAAAAGCUUCUUCUUCCUAUACUACUCAUGGAAAUAACUAUGACAUGUUUGAUGCGACUUGCAAUGGCAGAGUUGCUAUUCUCACUAGCCCUACGAGUAGAGGGCCAAGAACAAUGCCCAUCCCGAUGCAGCCCACAUAUCACUUUGCCAUGCUCAUUUCCUACGCUCGAUCCUUGCAUGGUGCGGACAUGCAAACAAUUAUGCCAAGACGACGAAGCCAGAGCAAUGAUAGGAUGUUUCUGCAGAGGAUCCAUCGACGGACGAGGGAUGCGCAUGUGCUUCUGUGGGCCGUCACGACAUAA